AUGAUGGAAAAAACUAUUUACAUGCUCAUCUAUGUUGAUGACAUAAUAGUUGCUAGCUCCUCGUCUCAAACCACUGAUCAGUUGCUUCAACAAAUUCAUAAAGAGUUUGCUAUCAAAGACCUUGGCAAUUUGCAUCACUUUCUUCAAAGAGCCAUAUUAACACAACGCAAGUACAUUGGUGACUUACUUCAAAGAGCCAAUAUGGAGAAUUGCAAAAACAUGUCCACUCCCAUGGCAGAUAUAGAUAGGUUAUCUAAAACAAAAGGUGCUAUUUUAACCAUUGAAGAAACUACACAAUACAAGAGUAUUAUCGGUGCUCUACAAUACUUGACUCUCACAAGGCCUGAUAAAUUAUAUUCAGUCAACAAGAAAUUCUCUUCUACUCUUAUCAGGGCUUUUUCGGAUGUAGAUUUGGUUGGGUGCUCAGAUGAUCACAGAUCAACUGGCGGUUUUGCUCUAUAUUUUGAUCAUAAUUUAAUCUCCUCGACCUCACGCAAGCAGGCUACCGUCUCAAGAUCAAGCAUUGAAUAA
Molecule: messenger RNA, 531 nt
Organism: Dioscorea cayenensis subsp. rotundata (Guinea yam)
Lineage: Eukaryota; Viridiplantae; Streptophyta; Magnoliopsida; Dioscoreales; Dioscoreaceae
Exons: 2
Coding region: 1-531 (176 amino acids)
Source: RefSeq, a predicted model, not a curated record